Molecule: messenger RNA, 801 nt
Organism: Sorex fumeus (smoky shrew)
Lineage: Eukaryota; Metazoa; Chordata; Mammalia; Eulipotyphla; Soricidae
Product: tripartite motif-containing protein 75-like
Exons: 2
Coding region: 1-801 (266 amino acids)
Molecular function (GO): zinc ion binding
Source: RefSeq, a predicted model, not a curated record
AUGGAGGAGGUGUCGGCAGCCCUGGCCAAAAUGCAGCCAGAGCUCAUCUGUCACAUCUGCCUGGACUACCUCAAUGACCCCGGCACCAUCGACUGCAGCCACAACUUCUGUGACUCCUGCAUCUGCAUGUCAUGGAAGGACUUGCAGAAUACAUUCCCUUGUCCCAUGUCCCGGCAAUCCUGCCAGGAGAUGCGCGUCACUGCCAACGCCCAGCUGGGCAGGCUGGUGGACCUGGCCAAGCUCCCACACAGCUCUGGGAGCAGAAAGAUGGCGCGGGCAGAGGAAGGCAGGUGUGAGGAGCACAGGCAGGGGAUGAGCCUCUUCUGUGAGGAGGAUCAGGAGCUGGUGUGUCCCUUGUGCGCCCAGGGCCCUGCCCACCAGGGCCACCACGUCAGGUCAGUGGCUGAGGCAGUGGCUCACAGACAGAGGGUCGGCGAGUGCAUCGGAUCCCUGACGAAACAGCUGGCUGAGGUGCAGAAGAGAAAACCUGAGGAACUCGACCUUGUGAGCAAAAACAUCCGUGUACUGCACUUUCCACACCUAAGGAUGGAGAAGGUGUCAGCAGCCCUGGCCAAAAUGCAGCCGGAACUCAUCUGUCUUGUCUGCCUGGACUAUCUCAAUGAUCCCGUCACCAUCGACUGCAGCCAAAACUUCUGCGACUCCUGCAUCCGCAUGUCAUGGAAGGACCUGCAGGACACAUUCCCUUGUCCCAUGUGCCAGCAGUCCCGCUUGGAGAUGCGCAUCAGUGCCAACGCCCAGCUGGGCAGGCUGGUGGACCUAGUCGAUCCUGCACAGAUCUGA